UUUCGUAUUAAAAUUCUCUUUAAAGAAAUUUAGGGCUUUAAAUUUUAAGGAAAAACCCGAACAUGUAAACAGUAAGGAGUGAAAGGACUAAUCCUCAUUUCUGAAUUAAGAUCAAAAUUCAUCAGCGGCUAUAUUUUUCUGCUGCGAGCCUGCGACGCUCCUUCUGUGGCGAUUUCCACUUUGGAUUUCUCUAUCAUUCACUCAAACCAGAAGAAGGGGGGGGGGGGGACCGAUUGAGAGGGAGAGAGGAAAAUAUCGAUUUAUUGAUAGAACUCCAAGAACAUCUAGGCAGAAUGAUUCUGAAAUACUCUCCAUUUCUAUCUGUGACAAGGUACGCUCCUUCAAUAUUGCGUUAUUAUAUCGAUUCUUCCUCACAGAACCCUACAUCUCUUAUACCCCGAUUGUUCUGCUCUCUAAACACGGCCGACGGCGAUGACGGCGAUUCCGGCGAUGUGGAUAUAAUUUUCCAUAUUAUUAGCAGCGCUUCCUCGACCCAGAACUUGAAACAGUCUCUCAAAGAGAGUGGCAUCUUUCUUUCAAAUGAUUUGAUUGAUAGGGUCUUGAAAAGGGUUAGAUUCGGCCAUGGGAAUCCUUUGCAGGCUUUGGAAUUCUUCAAUUACACUGGGAAGAAGAGGGGUUUUUUCCACACACCUUUCUCCUACGAUACUAUGCUUUAUAUCUUGGGAAGAAACCGCAAAUUUGAUAAAGUUUGGGAGCUUCUGGUCGAAAUGCGCUGGAAAGAUCAGUCUUUGAUUACAACCCGUACUGUUCAGAUUGUUCUUGCCCGGAUUGCUAAGGUCUGUUCCGUCCGGCAGACUGUCGAAAGCUUCCGAAAGUUUCGCAAGAUGGUUCCCCAAUUCGAUACUACCUUCUUCAAUGCUCUCCUUAGGACCCUCUGUCAAGAGAAGAGCAUGAGUGAUGCUCGUAACGUAUAUCAUAGUCUCAAACAUGAAUUCCGCCCCAACUUGCAGACUUUCAAUAUACUCCUGUCGGGCUGGAAAACCUCCGAAGAAGCUGAGGGGUUCUUCGAAGAGAUGACUGAAAUGGGCGUUAAACCUGAUAUUGUCUCAUACAAUUGCUUGGUCGAUGUUUACUGUAAGGGUCGAGAACUGGACAAGGCAUAUAAGGUGUUUGAUAAAAUGAGGGAUGAGGAUAUUUCCCCCGAUGUGUUCACCUACACUAGUCUUAUUGGUGGGUUAGGAUUGAAUGGUCAACCUGAUAAAGCCAGAGAUGUUCUAAAGGAGAUGAAAGAGUAUGGCUGUUACCCUGAUGUUGCAGCCUACAAUGCUGUUAUAAGGAACUUCUGCAUUGCAAAGAGGCUUGGUGAUGCUUAUAACCUGAUGGAUGAGAUGGUACGUAAAGAUCUGAAUCCAAAUGCCACUACUUAUAAUUUGUUUUUUCGGUGCUAUUAUUGGUCCAACGACCUGGGAAGCUCAUGGAGUUUAUAUCAAAGGAUGAUGGAGACUGGUUGCUUGCCAAACACUCAGUCUUGUAUGUUUCUGAUCAGAUUGUUUCGGAGGCAGGAGAAGGUAGACAUGGCACUUCAUCUCUGGAACAAUAUGGUAGAGAAGGGUUUUGGGUCUUAUAUUUUGGUAUCGGAUGUGUUGUUUGAUUUACUCUGUGAUUUGGGAAAGUUGGACGAAGCAGAGAAAUGUUUCUUGCAGAUGGUUGAGAAGGGGCAGAAGCCAAGCAUUGUUUCCUUUAGGAGGAUAAAGGUUCUAAUGGAACUAGCUAACAGGCAAAAAGCCCUUCAAAAAUUGGCAGAAAAGAUGGAAGCUUUUGGACCAUUGCCUCGAAUAGAUGAGGAAAGAUUCAAGAGUCCGAUAGAGCCGCCAUAUUCAGAAGCACUCUCCGGUUGAAUUAGGACUACUGUGUGAUGGUUUGGAAACAUCUGUAUAUGAACAGAUCAAACAUCAAGGAUUUGCAGAGUUGGCCAUAAUUUGCUGGUUUUGGUGCAAGGAAUGGAAUUAGAGGAUUAUGUUAUUCAUUCUCACUACUGGCAUUACCGCGUUAGAGCAUAGGCACACACCUUUUCUUCCUCAAGGUCCAGAGACUGAACGGGCAGCCACUGUUUAUCCCGGAUGAUUGGAAGCAUGCACUAUAGGUUUGCAAUGACACCCUGUUUCAGGAACCACAUUCUUAUCGAGUCGUGGAUGUGGCCCCAUCAUUAGUCACUUUGAAGCUGAAGUUUACUGUCCAGGGCAUGAAGAAUAAAAAAUCAAAUCCCAUUUCCAAGCUGGAUACGAGGGCUUCCUCAACAGUGUCUGAACCAAUGUUCACAUUGGCGGGAGAGUUUCUCAUAAAAAUAUAGAGAGUUAUGGUAUGUUUCAAAGGAAGGGAACAGGUGUUUCUUGAGGGCUAUGUUUGGUAGCCAAGAAAAGGAAAAAAAAAAAAAAAAAACUCAAAAUUUCUUUAAUUUGAUGAGAAAUAGACACAAUCAAUUCUGUAACGUAGCCAAGGAAAGAAAAGGAAAAAAAAUU
Messenger RNA from Macadamia integrifolia, 2480 nucleotides. RefSeq names its product putative pentatricopeptide repeat-containing protein At1g02420. The record is from RefSeq and is a predicted model, not a curated record. The transcript has 2 exons. Bases 294 to 1859 code for a protein of 521 amino acids. Gene Ontology annotation, molecular function: protein binding. Lineage: Eukaryota; Viridiplantae; Streptophyta; Magnoliopsida; Proteales; Proteaceae.